AUGGACCGUGGCAGCCUCCUGCCCUUCCAGCUAUGGUGCCCCCGCCCCUUUGGAACCUACUCACAGAACCAGCCUCGCCCGCCCUCCGCUGCCCUCAAGCCGUCGGCCUGCCCAGAGCCGGGCAGUGGAGCAGAACCGGACCACGAGCCUGCCCACUCAGAGAACACGCCCCCCGCCCUGGCCCCGGAGACCCCGGCCCCCCAGCCCGCCCCGCUCCUCUCUGCGGCAGCCGCAGGGGACGAGGGACGAGUGUUGCUGGACACGUGGUACGUGAUCAAGCCCGGGAACACGAAAGAGAAGGUGGCCUUCUUUGUGGCCCACCAGUGCGGCGGGGGCAGCCGGGCUAGCUCCAUGAAGGUCAAGGGCCACUGGGGGAGUGACAGCUCCAAGGCCAAGCGGCGGAGACGCUGCCUGGAGCCCACCAAAGCCCCGCUGGACCCUGGGGGCCGCGAGGGUCUCCCUGCUGCCGAAGGGACCCCAGGCUCAGCCGGCGAGGACAUGGAUCUGCUCUCGGUGGCCGAGAUGGUGGCCCUGGUGGAGCAGCGAGCCGCCCUGGCGCUGCAGAGCUACCCCCGUCCAGGUGCCCCGGCGCCGGUGGUCUUUGUGGCCGCUGAGCAGGGAGGGCCGGCCAAGGGGCUGGGGUCCGAGCGGCGGCCUGGAGGUGGUGGCGGGGACUGCAGUCGGGUGGCCGAGGCAGUGGCCCACUUUGAGGCCCAACGGGACAGUCCUCCGGCCAAGGGUCUCCGCAAGGAGGAGCGGCCUGGCCCGGGCCCCGGCGAGGUGCGCAUCGCCUUCCGCAUCUCCAACGGCCGCGAGCCCCGGGCCCCGGACGGCGGCUUGGCCAGCGGGGCCGGGGGCCGGCCAGGCUGCACAUACCCCAGCAGUCCGGGCCCUGGAGCCCGGGCCAAGGACAAGAUCACCUGCGACCUGUACCAGCUCAUCAGCCCCUCGAGGGACGCCCUCCCCAGCAACGUGGAGUUCCUGCUGGCCAGGGCGGAUGAGGCCAGCGAGGAGACUCCGGCCCCGGUCCGGCCUGAGGACACGCCCCCCGCGCCCCCGCCGCCCCCCGCGCGGGACUGCGGGGCCUCGGGCUUCCAUGUGGACGUGGUGGUGACCGGCGUGGUGGACGAGUGCAUCUUCUUCGGCAAGGACGGCACCAAGAACGUGAAGGAGGAGACGGUGUGCCUGACAGUCAGCCCCGAGGAGCCGCCCCCUCCCGGCCAGCUCUUCUUCCUGCAGACCCGGGGACCGGAUGGGCCUCCCGAGCCACCCCCCAGCGACGCGCCGGCCACCGUGCCGGGCCCGGAGGACUCGGAGGGGACGGCAGACACCUCGCUGUGCCGCCUCUACCGCCACGUGUCGCACGAUUUCCUGGAGAUCCGCUUCAAGAUCCAGCGGCUGCUGGAGCCGCGGCAGUACAUGCUGCAGCUGCCGGAGCACGUGCUGGUCAAGAUCUUCAGCUUCCUGCCCACCCGGGCCCUGGCGGCCCUCAAGUGCACCUGCCACCACUUCAAGGGCAUCAUCGAGGCAUUCGGCGUGCGCGCCACCGACUCGCGCUGGAGCCGAGACCCCCUGUACCGUGACGACCCCUGCAAGCAGUGCCGCAAGCGGUACGAGAAGGGCGAUGUGUCACUGUGCCGCUGGCACCCCAAACCCUACCACCAUGACCUGCCUUACGGACGCUCCUACUGGAUGUGCUGCCGCAGGGCUGACCGCGAGACGCCGGGCUGUCGCCUGGGCCUGCACGACAAUAACUGGGUGCUGCCCUGCAACGGGCCGGGUGGGGGCCGGGCGGGCCGCGAGGAGGGCAGGUGA
Elephantulus edwardii (Cape elephant shrew) is the source of this 1815-nucleotide messenger RNA. RefSeq names its product F-box protein 46 (gene FBXO46). The record is from RefSeq and is a predicted model, not a curated record. Lineage: Eukaryota; Metazoa; Chordata; Mammalia; Macroscelidea; Macroscelididae. The coding region runs from base 1 to 1815 and encodes 604 amino acids. The transcript has a single exon. Gene Ontology annotation, molecular function: protein binding.